Molecule: messenger RNA, 1156 nt
Organism: Boleophthalmus pectinirostris (great blue-spotted mudskipper)
Lineage: Eukaryota; Metazoa; Chordata; Actinopteri; Gobiiformes; Gobiidae
Exons: 5
Source: RefSeq, a predicted model, not a curated record
AACACAGAAAUUUCUGACGCAGCCACCUACUUCUGCAUGAGUAGUAAUUUGUACAAGCUUGAUUUUUUGGAAGUUGUUACUGUGGAUGUAGACGGUGCUGGAUUUCAUUUUGCAACUUUGGACUAUGAACUGACAGUGGAGAAUUCCAGUGUUCAACGAGUCUCUGAGUUGAGUUGUAUCUUCAACAACGGAAUAUGUGAAGAAAAACACCAAGUCUACUGGUUUAAUACUUUGUAUGAGUCUGCAAAAGGGAUUCUUUACAGUCAUGGAGGCAGCAGUGAUCAGUGUGAGGGGAGGAUGGACAGUUCAACAAAGUCCUGUGUCUACGACCUUCCUGUACGCAGUGACAGCGCAGACAGUAAUUUGGAAAAAUGUGCUGUGGCAUCAUGCGGGAAACUGCUCUUUGGGACUAAAAGCAAAUGGGACUCUGAAGACAAGUCCACGCCCUCAGUACUGGUACAAGUCUUGAGUGGAGCUUUGGUGGGGACUUUAAUCCUGUGUGUGUUACUUUCACUGGUGAUUUACAACAUCAAGAAGAAAUCACAACCUACAGUGACCACAGAGAAUGAAGAGGACAUCCACUAUGCGGCCUUAAAGCAUCAGAGCUCCAGCAGACCGAAAAGUCACGCCGACAGCACCAACACCGAAUGUGUUUACUCUGGGGUUCGACUGUAGAAAGUGACAUUCAGCGGCGUCGCUCUGCACACGCACAUUAUGCCCAGUGCGUAGGGCACCACAAAAAAUCAGGCUCAUGAAUACCCCCUUGGUCCUUCUGUACAAUCCUGUGAUUUUAAAUGUGUGGUUUGCAUGUAAAUAUGUUUUAAAAGAGUAAAAAAAAAAUUAACUUGAAUGUACUUGUGCAAAAUGUUGUCAAUAAUAUGUCCUCCUCCUGUCUCCUGUCUCUCCAUGGACACUGCUGCGAUGCUGCAGGACACAGAGGACACAGAGGAGGGACACUUUUGUCCUUAGGACUGCUAUUCUUUAAUCUGCUAACCCUGCCUGUUAAGUUACAUUGACACUUUUGUUUGAGCUUUUCUAUUAUUAUUGUAUUUUACUGCUCUAUGUACUUAAAGUGAUUUGGUGAUUUUGAUUUGAUCUGACUGAGUUACUCUUUUACCUUGUAAAAAUAAGUCCUUUUUUUGAAACAUGAACAGAA